This is a messenger RNA of Glycine soja, 1843 nucleotides long. RefSeq names its product probable 1-acyl-sn-glycerol-3-phosphate acyltransferase 4. The transcript is spliced from 4 exons. The record is from RefSeq and is a predicted model, not a curated record. Lineage: Eukaryota; Viridiplantae; Streptophyta; Magnoliopsida; Fabales; Fabaceae. The coding region runs from base 631 to 1782 and encodes 383 amino acids. Gene Ontology annotation, cellular component: endomembrane system. Gene Ontology annotation, molecular function: acyltransferase activity.
AUAUUCUUAUCCAUCUAUGCAUACGUGUGUUCUGUUCUCUUGCGUGUUUAUUAUGUCUAUGUCUAUGUCUUCUUAAUCGAAUCUAAAUUCCGUGUUUCUUUCUUUCUUUCUUUCUUUCUUUAUUUCUUUGAGGAUUUUAAACCGUGCUUGCUUUGUAUUGAAUUCAACGACGGGGGUGUUGGAAUUUUCGGUAUUAGCGGAGCGUUUUUAGAAUUUUCGAAUAUUCGACAUGAUAUGCUUUCUUUAUCACGUUAUAACUUUUCAUAUAUAUACUCUCUGCAUACAAGGUUUUAGAUUCCAAACGUACUUAUUCAUUCGCCAAUAACUUCUGGUUGAUACAUGGGAGUUUAUUAUUCUUUAAUAGGAAAUGGGGUUGUUGUGGUCUUAACCCAAAGAAUUCGCUAUGCUAAGAUAGGUUUCAAUUUGCCAUUUCUGGUUGAACAUUAGAUUGGAUGUAAGACAAGAUUGAAAGAUGGUUUUGGAGAAUUUUAUAUGGAGUGCACAAUGUUAGAGGCAUGACUAUAAUUCUAUAAAGGGGCAUCUUAUGUUGCUAGCAGAAAUGUCUUGAAAGUUUCAACUAUCCCCUGUUAUUUCAGAGAAUAGAGGUUUUUGAACAGGUUCUUGAAGAAGAUGGAAGUUUGUGAGCCAGUCAAAUCUGAAAAUAGAUUAAAGCACCGCCCCUUGACCCCUAUUAGGUUCUUAAGGGGUCUGAUAUGUUUAGUGGUGUUUCUUUCUACAGCUCUUAUGUGUUUAGUCUAUUUUGUGCCAGUAGCAGUUGUAGGAUUGCGGCUUUUCAGCAUACGUUGUAGUAGGAAGACAGUGUCAUUCAUCUUUGGACUUUGGCUGUCUCUGUGGCCCUCUCUAUUUGAAAAGAUUAACAAAACUAAAGUUGUGUUUUCUGGGGAUGGUGUUCCUAUGAAGGAACGUGUUUUACUUAUUGCUAAUCACAGAACUGAGGUUGAUUGGAUGUACUUGUGGGAUCUCGCACUUCGAAAGGGGAGACUGGGAUGCAUAAAAUACAUCCUUAAGAGCAGCUUGAUGAAACUACCUAUCUUUGGUUGGGGAUUCCACAUUCUGGAGUUCAUUGCAGUUGAAAGGAAGUGGGAGAUAGAUGAGCAAAUAUUGCAACAAAAGCUUUCAACCUUAAAGGACCCUCAAGAUCCCUUAUGGCUAGCUCUUUUUCCCGAAGGAACCGAUUAUACUGAUCAGAAGAGUAAAAAUAGUCAAAAAUUUGCUGCUGAAGCUGGGCUCCCUGUGCUGACAAAUGUAUUACUACCAAAAACAAAGGGGUUUCAUGCUUGCUUGGAAGCUCUGCGAGCCUCAUUAGAUGCAGUAUACGAUGUGACAAUUGCAUACAAGAAUCAGUGUCCUUCCUUUCUGGACAAUGUUUUUGGUGUUGACCCUCCAGAAGUGCACCUGCACGUGCGGCGUAUUCCUGUGGAGGAGAUUCCAGCUUCCGAAACCAAAGCUGCUUCUUGGUUAAUCGACACAUUCCAGAUAAAGGACCAAUUGCUUUCAGAUUUCAAGAUUCAAGGCCAUUUCCCUAACCAACUAAAUGAAAAUGAAAUUUCUACAUUUAAGAGCCUAGUCUCUUUUAUGGUGAUAGUUUCUUUUACUGCCAUGUUUACUUAUUUUACUUUUUUUUCUGUCAUUUGGUUCAAACUGUAUGUAGGUCUAUCUUGUGCAUAUCUUUCUCUUGCAACCCGCUUCAAUUUUCAAUUGAUGCCUUUAACUUACUAUGUUCAUGCACUCCAUAAAAGCAAGAAUCAAAAGAGUGAAUAGUGUUCUCAAUUUUAAAUGUCAAUGUAUGAUCUUGGUCUUGAACUUGAUAUUGAAGUGUGAA